Messenger RNA from Grus americana (Whooping crane), 2587 nucleotides. RefSeq names its product keratin 222 (gene KRT222). Bases 44 to 886 code for a protein of 280 amino acids. The transcript is spliced from 6 exons. Lineage: Eukaryota; Metazoa; Chordata; Aves; Gruiformes; Gruidae. The record is from RefSeq and is a predicted model, not a curated record.
UAUCAAUAAGGUUCGGUUAGCCAAGGUGGAGGAUGGGAGGAGAAUGGAACUGUCCCAGCUCCUCAAUGAGAGCAGGGCAAAGUAUGAAACGCUCAUCACCAGAAAUCAGAUAAAGACCAUCAUCUCAGCAAGGACCCAGCGAGACGAAGCUACAAUUAUAAGAAUGGACAAAGAUGCAGAAGCAUUAAAGGCAGCCAGAGCAGAACUCUGCGAAGCGAGACGGCAGUGGCACCAUAUGCAGAUCGAAAUUGAAUCUCUCCAUGCUGUGGAGAAGGGUUUGGAACGUUCAUUGCGUGCCACAGAGCAGCAGUACCACAUGCAACUGCAAAAUUUAGAAGCUGAGAUUGAAUGCUUAGAGAAAGAGCUACUGGAAGUGAGAAGAGGUAUUGAGAAACAGCUUCAAGAGCAUGAAAUUCUCCUGAACACGAGGAUGAAACUGGAGGAGGAGAUAGCAACAUAUCGCAGUCUGCUUGAGCAAGAAGAGAACAGGUUUCGUUGCUCUGUACCUGAUCAGAAGGACGACAAAAAGCCUACCACUAGCAAGACUGCCUUUACACUGCCUUCGAAUGGUGUGAAGAAGCAUGAAACUGAGAAGGUGGAACUGAUGACAAAACAAGCAGUCCUAGAUGGAAAUAUUAUGAAGGAAAGUGCUGAAGCUCAUGGCACUGUACAGACAGAAAAAGUGGAUGAAGUUAUUAAAGAAUGGGAAGGUUCCUUCUUUAAGGACAACCCUCGCUUAAGGAAAAAAUCAGUUUCAUUGCGCUUUGAUCUCCACCUAGCAGCAACGGACGAAGUAUGUUUACACACUAAAAAGAAAACUCUUCCCGACAUUGAAGUCAGGCUGGUAAUGAGGAGAUCUUGCAGUAUUCCUUCUAUCAAACCUUAACCUACAGCAAAUUAACCCAAAGCUCAUCUCCAACGGGCUCUGGAAAUAAACUGUAGAUGGACUUACAUGGCCUGCUAUCUUGCUACAACUAUGAAAUCUUACUAAGUACUUUGAUUAAUACAAUAAAAACAUACAAGUCUUUUAAAAGAAAGGGAGAAGAGCAAGGGAGUUAAGAUUCCAAGAAACCUAACUUCUACUAGUUUUAUACUCUGGGUGCAGCCCUUUAAUUUUCUCAUUAUUGUUGUUUUGUAGAAUUUCACCAAAUAGUACAAAAAUUAAACUAUAACUUUAUACUUUGACAUAUUCUGCCUUUGUAAAAGAGAACUUGUUUUCUCUUUCUGGAAAUGAGAAAUGCAUAUUUCAUUCUCCUAAUCAUUCAAUAUUGCAUCCACAUGACUGAUGAAUCCUUGUAAUAAUUUAUAUCACAACUGUCAUACUUCUUGAAAUGUAUUUUAAAAUAAUACUUUCUAACAGCAAAAAUUACAUACAAAGAUGCUCUUAAAAUACAUAAACUACUAAUGAAGAAUUUUCUUUUAAAAGUGGCUGGUAUUUUUAAAUUAUUUUUUUUAGGCAACAACUGAGCAAAAAUGUUUUUCCCUUACAUAAUUAUACAAACAUUUUUUAAAGUGUUGUUACAAACCAAUAAUAUUUUAGCCAUAUUGUUCCACUGAUUUUGAAACAGUAAUUUCCAUUGAAAAUCAAUCAUUCUCUUAUUUGGCCACACAUAUCUCUACUACAACUUUCUUAGUCAUAGCAAGUAAAAUUAUACCCUUUAAUUGUUCAAAUGUAAGGAGUCAGUCAACCAUUUUAAUGCUGGUAUUUAAUUAAUUUUGUGUAUUAUAACAAUGUGAAUUAAAAUAUUGUCAACAAAUUCCUCUUCUGAUGAAUCUUAUAGGUAAGUCAUGCUCUUGAUCUAGUACAUAUAACAAGUCACUAUUACACCAGGGUACAACUAUCAUAGCUUCAAAUUAAAUGGACAAAAUAAGGGCUACCUAUUCAAAGUAAAAUUCUACCAUACCCAUUCAGUAUUCUCUACUACUACUCAAAGUAGCUAUGGGCAAAUACAAAGUACAGGAGAUGAUCUUGCAUCUGUACACAGAAAAAAACAAACUCAGACACACUUCUUUAUAACAUUAUGAGACAAAUUUCAAACAAAAAUUCAAACAAAAUUGUAUUAAGAUGAGAAUGAAUGUUUAUGAGGAUUGUUAAGAGGCAUGGAUGUCACAAACUCUCACCAAAAUCACUGGGAUUGCAGGGGCUCAGGAUCUAGCAAAAUCACAUACCAUAUUUGCUGGAUUCACAGCAGCAUGUAAAAGAUUAAUUUAAGUGUCAGUAUUUGCCUUAUUACUUACGGCAUGUGUUACAAAAACUGAUACCACAAAUUCUUUCAGUGUUAAGUUAUGCUUCUAUCUUUUGUUAAUGGUAAGAACAAUGCAUUUAUAUUGCCCACAGUUCUGUAUCUACUGUAUGAAGCUGGCUAAUUAUCAUUAACCUUAAUACUGAUCUGGUGUUGUUAAUACUUGAGUAUUUGGCAUCCUGAAUGUAUUAGCCUGCUCUAGUAUUUUUACUAUGCAGCAUUUUUUGUGCUUAUUCUCUGUACAUUUUACAAUACUUGAAUUUAAACUAAGUUUUAAUUGCUUUAAGGCACUUUAAACAGGGAUACAAAUUUACCAAAGUAAAUGAUAGUACUACAAUAAAAAA